CCUUUGGACUCGGCUACGGCCGGUGUGCAACGGUCGUGGUGCUCGUGUCGUGCCAUCUCACUCACGGUGUGGUCCCAGCGCCAAUUUAAUAAUGAUUUGCACGAGAUAAAGUUAGUCUCUUUGUUCAUUCCACCGGAUUAACAGCUCAUCCUCUUCAGAAAUAAGUGGUGGUAGCACAAAUUCCUCGCGACCAUGGAUGAUGAGAAAGCAUCAGCCCGUGUGGUAGUGAAGAAUACUCGCGGUGCCGAGCCGCUGGACAUUGUCGACGAUUUUCAGCGACGCAAGCUUGUUCUGAACAAGCACUGGGUUCGCCCGAAAUUCCUUCAGUACAACUACAUGUACAACUAUCGACAGAACUACUAUGAUGACGUCAUAGAUUACCUGGACAGACGGGCUCGUGGAAUGCCGGGUGACAUCCCUCGUCCACAGUACUGGGCCGAACGCGUUUUGCGAACGGAGAGAAAAACGCCAAAAAGCAUUGAUGCAAUGUACAACUACACCAAUAUCGGUCUGAGGCGGGAUGACAAGAAGCUUAUGUACACUCUAAGUAAUCAAAUCAAGUCGUACAACUUCCACUCGAAGCGCUAUAUUAACAGCAAAUAUUCUAGAAUUUUGUAAAAGACAACUAAUUCUAUUUUCGAGUCACUUUGCAUAAAAGCGUAGAGUACUCAUUAACCGCUUUAAUUCGAACGCUUUCAAAACUACCAAAAGGCAGACCGAAGUAGGCGAGUCAAAUGUAAAAAUAUGCUUCUGAACGCAGCAACCGGCGCUCCUGAAACUGCCUGCAAAAAAAUAGCAAAAUGAAAAACCAUUUUCCCGCUAUUUAUCCCACACAACUGACGAUCCUUUCCCCAUUCCAGAGCAAAAACCCCAUCCCACAAAACAAGAAGAACUUUCAAACUAUGUUUUACUAAUGCUAAGAAGUUUUCAUUUUAAAAACACAUGAUGGAAUUAACAGAGAGACUACAACCAAACGAAAACAUGCAAACGACAUACUUUAAUAGGAAUAUCCUUUUUAGUUUCCCGAGCACAGGGGGCAAAACAACCUCGUUGUUUCAGUUUGUCCCAUUUUGGAAUGAUAACUCUAAAACUAAAGCCCCAUAGUUUUUUGCAUAUCUUAGACCUCAUAGAUUCGUAGAGUGAGACACUUCACCAGUUCCUUCGGGAAUUUAACAAUUUGCUUUGAUUUUUUACUUUUCAUAUAAAACCCUUUGUUUUUAAGCGCGCACUAUAACCUUAAAGAAAAGAUUUUUGAAGCAAUCUUUUCAGCUUAAACUCAUAUAAAAUAAUCGCUGAUUACAACACGUUUGAUUUUAACUUUACAUAUUUUAUCUCAGUAUAACCCGUUUGCCUUAAUACCAAUACUCAACCACUAUAGUGUUAUGCAAACCAAAUAAACAUGAAAAUGACGCUACUUUGUGAAACAUUUUUGUAGGUAGAAGACAACCAACAAGAGCUUACACCGUCUACCGGUUUUGGUGGUAGAGAAAAUGGUGAUCACCAUGUGCUUACCCAACAUCGUCUACAGAACAAACAGACUUCAACCAACAACUUUAACAACAUCAAUUUACCAGACUGUAGAAUUGCCAUUUUCCCACCCCAAAUGCAAGAAUGAAAGUCAACGUCAGAAAAUGACAAUGUCAACUUUUAACAUCCACAUAUUUAAAACAUGAAUGAUUGAACCAAAGCCAAUGAUCUUUAUAUUGCAGUUUACGUUUAAGGGACAACGUCCCACACCGUUAUGAUAUCUCCGCAACAUCUUUGUUUGUUUAAUUACCUUUUUUUAGUAAACCAAAGGAACUACUCUACCAGAUGAUAAAUAGGUUUACCCGUGAGCUACCUUACAUAUCUUUUUUAUAUUCACCUCCCAAGAGUUUAUAGUUUAUUUUAUUUGCGCAAGUUAUCUGAAGAAAAAAAUACAGAAACCGAUGAAGAGAGUAA
This is a messenger RNA of Armigeres subalbatus, 1941 nucleotides long. Its product is annotated as flightin. The transcript is spliced from 4 exons. Bases 193 to 618 code for a protein of 141 amino acids. Lineage: Eukaryota; Metazoa; Arthropoda; Insecta; Diptera; Culicidae. The record is from RefSeq and is a predicted model, not a curated record.